Arvicanthis niloticus (Nile rat) is the source of this 1701-nucleotide messenger RNA. It is a transcript of the gene Fblim1, whose product is annotated as filamin binding LIM protein 1. Lineage: Eukaryota; Metazoa; Chordata; Mammalia; Rodentia; Muridae. Gene Ontology annotation, biological process: cell-cell adhesion. The record is from RefSeq and is a predicted model, not a curated record. Gene Ontology annotation, molecular function: filamin binding. Gene Ontology annotation, cellular component: focal adhesion; stress fiber.
AGUUCCAGUCUGGAGAGGGAAAGGAGGAUCCUGGGGUCUCCUCGCCUGGCCUGGCGCGGUGUGGAAAUGGGCGAUCCCUAAGGGCUGGCCUGAACUUUGGACCUUGUCUUUCAGUAGGAAAGCAGUAUCUCAGCCCCAGCAGGAGCCGAUCAUGGCCUCCAAGCCUGAGAAGAGGGUGGCCUCUUCUGUCUUUAUCACCCUGGCACCCCCACGCCGAGACGUAGCAGUGACUGAGGAAGUGAGUCAGGCAGCUUGUGAAGCCCGACGUGCUCGGCCAUGGGAGACCCUUCCCACAAAGACACCUGGGGUUGCAGUGGGCAGGAGCCCCAAGACCUGGACGCCCUCUGGCAGGAGCAAUGCCUCACUCCCUGAAGCCCCACCUCAGCUCUCCAAUGGAGGAUGCUCUCCCCCACCUCCUUCCCUGAAUGAAGAGGACCUAGACCUCCCGCCUCCUCCCCCGCCCCCUUCUGCCUACCUGCCUCUCCCAGAAGAGGAGCCUCCUGUCUUGCCAGGGACAUCGCUCAUUUCUGACUUGGAGCAACUGCACCUGCCUCCGCCUCCACCUCCACCCCUGUUACAGGCUCCAUCAAAGGGAUCUUCUGUCCAGCCUCCAAAGGGAUCGUUUGUCCAGCCUCCGCCUGGUCACGUCAAACCCUCAGAAGAGGAACUUCCUCCUCCUCCUCCAGAAGAGCUUGUCACUCUUCCAGAGAGAGAAGCAUCCACAGAUGUCUGUGGUUUCUGUCACAAGCCUGUGUCCCCUCGAGAGCUGGCCGUCGAGGCCAUGAAGAGGCAGUACCACGCCCAGUGCUUCACCUGUCGUACCUGCCGCCGCCAGUUGGCUGGGCAGAGAUUCUACCAGAAGGAUGGGCGCCCCCUGUGUGAACCCUGCUACCAGGAUACCCUGGAGAAGUGCGGUAAGUGUGGGAAAGUGGUCCAAGAGCAAAUCAUCCGGGCCCUGGGCAAGGCCUUCCACCCACCCUGCUUCACCUGCGUGACCUGUGCCCGCUGCAUCAGCGACGAGAGCUUUGCGCUGGACAACCAGAACCAGGUGUACUGCGUGGCUGACUUCUACAGGAAAUUUGCCCCUGUGUGCAGCAUCUGUGAGAAUCCCAUCAUCCCCCGAGACGGGAAGGACGCCUUCAAAAUCGAGUGCAUGGGAAGGAAUUUCCACGAAAACUGUUAUCGUUGUGAGGACUGCAGCGUCCUCCUGUCUGUGGAGCCGACCGACCAAGGCUGCUACCCACUGAAUGACCACCUCUUCUGCAAGCCCUGCCACCUGAAGCGGAGUGCUGCUGGGUGCUGCUGAAGAGUCCCGAUGGCUGGCCCUUCCCUGACUUGGUUUCCCCUCCUGACCUUUCUCACAUACUUUCCUUUUGAACUUCACUGGACACCAGCACACUACUCAGCCUACAGUGUCUUAAAUGCAUGGGCCUGAGACACUGGGGCUUGGCACCCUCCAGACUUUCAACUCCUCUCCCUCCACUGACCAGGAAGCCCCUCACCACCAGCUCGGGACCCUGGUCCAUCCUAGUGCUGCCCUGAUAUGUUUGUGCAGACAAGUCCCCGCACGAUGCCUAUGUCUCUGACCAUGAUGCUUAGCUGCCUCAGAGAAGGUUCUGAGACCUCAGCUUAGCUUGUAGAGCUGAGUUGUUUGAAGUGUGCCUUCCAAGGCACUCCAAAACGUGGUUGGUUUUGGGUUUU